Molecule: messenger RNA, 402 nt
Organism: Staurois parvus
Lineage: Eukaryota; Metazoa; Chordata; Amphibia; Anura; Ranidae
Source: the annotation of a GenBank genome assembly
CUUUCCCCCCCCUUCCAGUCCAAACACUUUCCACCCCCUUCCAGUCCGGACACUUUCCCCCCCUUCCAGUCCGGACACUUUCACCCCCUUCCAGUCCGGACACUUUCACCCCCUUCCAGUCCAAACACUUUCCCCCCCUUCCAGUCCAAACACUUUCACCCCCCCCCUUCCAGUCCAAACACUUUCACCCCCUUCCAGUCCGGACACUUUCACCCCCUUCCAUUCCGGACACUUUCACCCCCCUUCCAGUCCGGACACUUUCCCCCCCUUUCCAGUCCGGACACUUCACCCCCUUCCAGUCUGGACACUUUCACCCCCCUUCCAGUCCGGACACUUUCCCCCCUUCCAGUCCGGACACUUUCACCCCCUUCCAGUCCGGACACUUUCCCCCCUUCCAGUCAU